This is a messenger RNA of Macrosiphum euphorbiae (potato aphid), 369 nucleotides long. Lineage: Eukaryota; Metazoa; Arthropoda; Insecta; Hemiptera; Aphididae. The record is from the annotation of a GenBank genome assembly.
AUGAGCAAUUCUGAUGGAGAUCAAACUACAACUGCAAAAAGAAAACAAGUAAAUAUUUCUAAAUUUUUUAACAAAAAACAUAUUUUAUCAGAACCGACAGAACCAAUUACUAAAAUAGAAAACAUAAAUAUUCCGAUUCCAUCUACUUCUCAACUAUCUGAAAAUGAACAGAAUACUGAUUGCACUAUAGAAAAUAAUAUUUUAGAACCUUCAAUUUUUAUUGACGAUAUUGGAUAUUAUACAAACUCAAUGUCAAUAAAUCAAAAUACAAAAUAUCGUUUAGUUAAAAAAAAUUAUUUGCCUGAAUCUGAUUUUAUUUACCGUUUUCAACACAUGUUAAAAAAGGCAAAGAAGGCAAACGAUUCUUAA